Messenger RNA from Prunus armeniaca (apricot), 852 nucleotides. Lineage: Eukaryota; Viridiplantae; Streptophyta; Magnoliopsida; Rosales; Rosaceae. The record is from the annotation of a GenBank genome assembly.
AUGCAUUCCACAGAAAGAUCUGAGCAGCUAGACUGGGAUGCACGCUUGAAUAUCAUAAUGGGAGCAGCAAAAGGCCUGGCUUACUUGCAUCACGAUUGCUCACCUAGGAUCAUACACCGAGACAUAAAGUCAAGCAAUAUUUUGCUUGAUGGAAAUCUUGAGGCACGAGUAUCUGACUUUGGACUUGCCAAACUGUUGGAGGACGAAGAAUCUCACAUUACGACAAUUGUUGCUGGAACAUUUGGUUAUUUGGCUCCAGGGAAGGUGGGGAUGGUGCUUGGGAGGUGUGAUGUGAUGGCUGUUUUUGGUAGUUUGAGUGGAAAGAAGAAUGUAAGGAUAUUUGAGAGAGCAGUGGAUGAGGAGGUGGAUCAUUUGUGGGAUAGAAUUCGUGUUGGGAUUUCCUUUGGGCUGUGUCUUCAGAGUUAUACAGAUAGUUUUGUUCUGCUUUACAUGAGUGGUCUAGUUAGUUCAGUGGAGAACUUGUCCCUUUACUGUACUAGUAUAUGCAAAGUGGCAGAGCAACUGAGAAGACUGAUGUUUAUAGUUUUGGGGGUCCUGGUGCUUGAAGUGUUGAGCGGAAAACGACCCACAGAUGCAUCAUUCAUUGAGAAGGGCCUCAACAUUGUUGGCUGGUUAAAUUUUCUGGUCACAGAGAAUAGGCAAAGAGACAUUGUUGAUCCACAGUGCGAGGGGGUGCAAGCUGAAAGCCUUGAUGCCUUGCUCUCCGUUGCCAUUCAAUGUGUUUCUUCAACUUCCGAAGAUCGACCCUCCAUGCAUAGGGUGGUCCAGGUGCUUGAAUCUGAGGUCAUGACACCAUGCCCAAGUGACUUCUACGAUUCCAGCUCUGAUUAA